UCGGACUUUUAGCUGCGGCAAAGCUGCGGUUGGAGGCGGCAAUUGACCUUCAUCCUCGUCGUUGUACACGACCGCCAUGACAUCCCCGCCCUCGCUCUCUCUCAUGGAACGCACCCAGUCUGAACGUCCCCGACGUCCUACUCGUGACCUUCCUUCUGAGCCCCUCCCUCACAUCUUUCGUGCCCAUACAGAGGGCUCAAUUGGAUCCGCACAAUCAGAUCAACAGACGUUCCUCACCCCUUUGGCGUCCCCCGUUGCCUCCGAUGGAGAAUUUGUAGAAUCGCCAAUUACUGAAGAACCUCCAUCUCUAAACGGUACCGCUCAAGAUCGUAUUGGGAUAGUCACACCUCAGCAUGAUUCUACGACGCUUACACCUCUGCGCGCACAUUAUCUCAAGAAGGAACUUGUGCAGCUCCAAUUCCACAGAGAGUUCAGCGCUCUUAUGACAGUACCCGCAAACAACAUUUCUACACUAUCGUACCUGGGACCGCCUUUUACGCCUCCUCAUAAGGAUGGCCCUCGUCUUGAUCUCCCCUUCCUCCGCUACGUCUUCCGUCAAUUCGUCCUCACCUUUCCAUUUCUAGCCUCCGCACCAAAUGACUUCUUCCCCAACAAACUACAACCCUUCAUAGCUUCUCUAUUGUCACGUAAUCUAUCCCCAACGUCAGUUUUAGACGAUAAUCCCGAGAACUCGGAAGAAGCUGCUAGGUACCGGCUUAUGGCCAAACUGGAACGAAACUUUACCAUGUUACUCACAAGCGGUACUAAACUUAUGGAGAGGGAAGAAGUGGUUCGCUUGACUCAGGCUGAUCUUAGUCGUUUGGAGACUUUGGCCAGGCGAAGGGCAGCGAGAGCAGGCAGCGUCAAGGACACAUUUGAGCUCAAUAUUGUAUGCGUGCGGACCGUGGUGGAGAAAGGACGUGUGAGGAGUCGGGCACACGAAGAAUUCAUUAUACGCACUCGCCGGCAAAAUCACCCGGAUGUAUUCGUCUCGAGACGAUACGGUGAUUUCCGCACACUCGCGAACGAGCUUCGCAAAGCACACCCAUCAGAAGUCGUCCCUCCACCUCCCGCCAAAGACCGCACCUAUGUCAGCCUCCCAGCAGUAUCUCCCCUCCCCUCUGCCGAUUCCUUCCACAGCGGAUAUCGCUCAUCUCCAGGAUCUGCCGCAAAUAGCCCUUUAUCAGGGUCGGCCCCUUACGCAGUUCGUUCUCCAUCCAAGUCACGACACCAGCAUGCCAUGCCAGGAAUGUACCAUUCAGAACAAUCAGAAAGUACGACGAGUUUCGAUUCCAUGCAUACCCCGCCGAGCCCAAUUACUCCCUCGCCGAGUAGUGGUGGAAAUGGAGAACGCUCGCAGAUUGCUUCCAGGUUGACGAGAGAAAAGAAUAGGUUGACCUUGAGGUCGUAUUUGCAUACACUGCUUUCGUCUACGACGUUGGCCUCAUCACCGGUCUUGAGGUCGUUCUUGCUUUCGAACCCCACUAAGUUAACGGAAGCGGAACAGGCAGAUGCGUGGAGAAGAGAAGAAGCGGAUCGAGUACGUGAAGAUGGCCGGAAACGCUUUGCUCACGAGAUUCGCGAACGAGUAGAGGGUUUGCGAGGUGCGGUUCGGAGCGUGAAAGGGGAGCUUCUCGGAAAAGACGGAUUAACGCAUGUGUUCGCUACGAUUAAGCAUACACCAGACGUUCGUGACCUUCCGGGGAACUACCAGGCAGUCUUGGAAUGGGCACGCAUUUCGCUCGCUUCGACGGUCUUUCAGCAUUUUGUAGCUUCUGAUAAUGCAUCAGAGAGCUUUGCGAGCUUGAAACGGAUCCACGGGCUCAUGCCGUAUUUCAUGCUCAAAGCCGCUUUGAAGAUCAGCAAUCCCAUGGCGAUGAUUCGAGGUGUCCUUGACCUCUUUCUCGCACAACCGUUUGGUGGCCGGAGUCUUCUCCAGAGGAUGUUCACGGGAUCCCUCAUGGAGGAAGUGAAAGCCUUGGAAGAAGAUAUCGAAGCUGUGAAAUCCAAGGUGGACGACCCGAUUCUUUGCGAGAAGGUUCGUAUAUUCGUCAAUGCGCCACGGGAGAUCCAGGCGCUCUACAAAGCUGACGCAGCCGCGGAGCAGUGCAACGUUCUCACUGUCGUUCUUCGGUCCGGGGAUCAACCAGCUCUUACACGUAUCCAACUCCAACGAGUCAUGAGAGCGCAUUACGCGCAUCGAGAAUAUGUGAAAUAUACCGAAACCUUGGAUGACUCGGAUGACGAUGAAGGUCCCCAGAACGAUGACGCGUGGUUGUACGAAGACCUGUCUAUCUUGGCAAAGUUGUACUCGAAGCUUCGGGAUCGAGAACAGUUGAUUGCUCUGAUCUUUGAGGGCUCGACGGCGGAGUUAUUGAAGGAUAUCAUCACGAUAUUCUAUGCUCCAUUGGCACAAGUUUAUCGGGCAGCCAGCAUCGCGGAUUCUUUGGCGGAUUUGCAGAACUUUAUCAAUGACCUCAUCCGAACUGUCGAACAGUCCGAAGAACUGAGCCAAGAUGAUCCGGCAUCAACGGUUCAGACCUUUAUCGACCUUAUCCAACGGCAUGAACAAGCAUUCUACAGCUUCGUUCACAAGGUCCAUUCCAAGGGAGAGGGUCUCUUCGAUAGCCUCAUGCGAUGGAUCGAACUCUUCCUGACAUUGAUGCGAGACGGUCUAGGCGAGGCCAUCAGUCUUGAAUUCUUACUUCCAUACACCGGUAAAGAACGAGAAGACGUCCUUCGCGAAGUCGACGAGGUUGCCAGGUAUCAUUACAAGCUGAAAUUAGCCUACGAAGCGAAGGUUCGAAGACGGUUCGGAAGAACCCAAGGUCAGAGUGACGCGGAUGCCGAGGACGAAGCUGUUACCAACAUGGUUAACAAUGUUGUUGCUGAUCUCAGUUUUGGUGAUCUCGUCAAGGGUGAUGCGGAUGACCUUGCGGCGGAGGCGACUGAUGAUGAAGAAACUGAGGGGUCGAGUGGGGAUGGGGAUUCUGAGGGGGAGGAGAGUGAAGGUGAUGACAGUGGUAGCGAAAGUGAUACUACUGAAAGCAGCAGCAGCAGCCAGUCGGGAAGUAGUACGGAGGGGCAGAGUAGAGGGCAGACACCAAUGGCGCGUUCCAAAACGAUCGCUCAUCCCCUUCGUGUCACUCGACAUCCAACAUCACCCUUGGAACGACCGAAACAGUCAAUCGAUUUGCCCGUUAACUAUUCAAGACCUCUUGUUCCUCCCUUACGCCCAUCUCGUUCCUUGAGUAUUCCUUUUGGCAAAGAUUUGCCGCCCAUUCCCUCGUCAUCAAAACCGUUACCGGACAGCCCUUACUCAGUGCGGGAGCUGGAGAAUAGGUUGAGGGAGCCGUCACCGAAAAGACGAAAGAAACCCGAAGGACCUAAGCCUCCAGACUUGAAACAUGUCCCGACGCUGUUACCUUUGUACGUGGAAAUGAUGCGUCCAUUACUUAGACCAACGCCGCUGCAACAAUAGCUGCUACUGCUACUACUGUAUAUACUGAGGGACACUCCCGGAGCUAAGGGCACAUUUGGACCGAGUUACUACUAGUUGUUAAGUGUAUAUCUAUGACUCUGUGAGUUUGUAUUCUUUUUGCGUUUAGAGUAUACAAACGCGUGUGUGCUUCACUGCUUCUAAUGUUUUGUAAUGAUCAUCUCGAACGAUAUCUCGGGGACUUUGUCGGACGUUCUGCGGCGCCGUCUAGGUCAUAGUUCCACCGGUGAAGAACGGCGUAAUGGCGCAUGUUUGCUGUCUGCUGUCUGAAUCGAAGCAUGGAGUCUGGACAUUGACUUACUACAUGUGACAGGCCUCCCGGGCGCGAACGAAGAACAGCAGUCCGUCCGUCUCAUCGCUCUGCAGGGUUCUGUAAUAUGAAGAAAAAAGUCAUUCUAGAGCUGCUUUACUCCAGAGCGUGCUCCAGAGUUUUGUAUUUAGAAAUGCAGUCUCGACUUUGGUCUGGGCGAGCGGGAAGUCGAGACUCUCUCUACUCAGGAGUCCCAAGGGGAGGGGCGGGUUCGAGCAAUUUGGAGCCUUCCUGUUGGCCGCCCUGGCUUAUCGCGCUUAUCGAUGGUCGCGCAGUCUCGACCGGACCGACGAACGCAAAGCGAAUGAAGACGGCCAAGAACG
This is a messenger RNA of Somion occarium, 4132 nucleotides long. Lineage: Eukaryota; Fungi; Basidiomycota; Agaricomycetes; Polyporales; Cerrenaceae. The record is from the annotation of a GenBank genome assembly.